AAUUCGUAACAGGAAUAGUGGCCACUCAGCCGCUCUUUAGUUUACUGUAAUAGCUCGUUCGUCUAUUCUAUAUCUGGUCUCUGGCAUGGAAUGGUCUUUGUCUGAAAGUCGUCAGCUGAUUGGAGUAACGUCAACAAAGCCAUGCGCCCUGUCCAUAUCAACACACAGACACUACAGAGUACAGAGACAGCCAGUUUGAGUACAGUAGCAUUAGAAACAAGAUACCAGUGAGAACAGAUUUUGUUCUUUGUGAUUGUGGCAGUGUUUUUGUAAAUUGAACAUUGUGAGAUGCCUUUCAUAUCAAAAGAUUGGAGAUCUCCCGGUGAAGAAUGGGUUAAAACAGAAGAAGGAUGGGAAAAGAAGAAAAUACUGGAAUGUGGACGUCGGUUUGCCUCAUUUCAACAAGAAAAUCUGGAUACGAGAUGCACCGGCGAUUCUUUCACAUCAGAUAUGAACACAAAUUUUGGAUCAACAAUGAACGAUAGUAGAUGGUUACAAGAUGAAGAAGACAAAGAAAACAUGAUUAAUACGGAGGUUCAACACAAUUUGGAAGAGUUCAAAUCGUCGUUUUCAAAGAGAUCUUCAUCAAAUGAGGGAGUAGGAGCCUUACAACCACACUGCCACAUCACAAUAAAAUGUACCAAAGAGAUAGCAGGCUUCAACGGACUUAGCGAUGCUUUCAAAAGACUGGACUUCCGAUCAGCAGUGCACGAUGUUCGUAGAUUUAAUUACAUCUGUAAGCUGCUUGAUCUUCUAAUCUCCCACAAACUCACCACAUUAUCUGGCUGUGCUCAGAAGGUGCUCUUUAAUAUGCUCGAGGAAGUCGCUUAUCAAGUUUCAGCAAGCCAGCAGAACAUGCACCUGUUGAAGAAGCUGCUGCGUCAGGUGCAGCUAAUGAUCGACUGCGCGUGCUGGGGACGUCCGCUCGGCAGCUCGCAGCUCUGGGAGAACCACCUCGCCACUAUCAACAGGAUACUCGCCAUUGCCAACCAAAUUCAAAUCACUGAGCCAGGCGAGGAGGUGUUUCCGAAGCUGGAGAACAUGCCGGAAGAGUGCGUGCGUGAGGUGCUGUUGCGAUUGGCCGACCACAAGGACCUGGAGGCGAGUGCGCAGGCGUGCGCCGUCAUGGGUCGCCUGUGCGAUGAACAGCGCAUCUGGCGCGAACUAUGUCGCUUCCACUUCACACCGCACCAGGUUGCCACCGUCCUCACCCACCGCCACCGACCCACAGACUGGCAGCUCGCUUAUCACAAGCUCAGAAAAUCAUUCGGCCUGCGCGAAGAAUACGCGGAAAUGAUCCAGCUGUGCCGCAACUGCCGCUGUCUGUUCUGGAAGUCGAUCGGCCACCCAUGUAUCGCCGACACCGACCCUCAGUUCCAGGGCAAACUCGAAGACGUUGACAAAAACUCGCUCCAUGUUCCAAUUCCCCCACAAGCCUUCCUCAAGUUCUUCUCUCUCUAGGUGAUAAUGGCAGUUACAUCGAUAGUAACAAGGAUUGCACUCGCAUUGACGAAAUUGUGGAGAAUUUUAAAGCUAAGCGGUGUCAAUGAACGGAGGAACUUUGCAAUACUUUCAGAAUUCAGACCACUGAACAUUCAAAUUUCAAGUCAGAUUACAUGGAAAUUCAUCGGCUUCUACUAAAUUCAAGUUUUUUGGUAUAUUUAGAUGGUUUCUAAAAUAUGAUGUGAUCAAAAUGGACCGGCCAUCGUCAACUUGAGAAGAGCCAAGUGCUUCUCGUUUCUUCACUCACAAAGACUGAUCGUUCUCUAGACACUCGCCAAAGUGACAAAAUUCAUUAAAACCCAGUUCCACAAAUUUUGUUUUCUAUUCAUCACAUUUAUUGAUGUUCAAACGAAACAUCUUUUUUAAUCCACGUGUCAAUUUAUUAUUAAGUUGUCAAUGAUGGAAUUACUUAUUUCAAAAAUUCUUCAGAAUUAUCUUUUCUCUAUGUCAUUGACGCUAAUCGUUUGUCGACUCAAUAUUUAUGUUCUAUAAUAUCAACUAGGUGGAUUUUCGAUUUUCAUGUGAUCUGUCUUAAAAGAUAAUUAUGUGACUUUCAAGGCCGGGAUACACCUGUUAUACAGGGUUACAGCCAAACCUCCCCUCUACCCGACAUGAGUCUGGUCGGAAUCCUGUACCACAGAUGUCACAAGUGCCUAUUUUAUUAUUAUCAUUUACAGUUAAUAAAUAUUUUUGAUUUGUCGAAUAAUUCAGAGCAGCUCAAUAUUAACAUCUAUAAAGUGAUUCUUCUAACUAUAACGAAAAAGGAGAAGAUAAAAUGAUUAAGAAGUUGAAAUAUAGAAAUAUUACUAAGAGUUGGUAAUUUGAAUAUUCCUGUGUAUGAGAACAGUUGAAUAAUGUAAAAUUUACAGUCAGAUUUGAUCACUUUUUUGUAAAUGAAACAUUCAUUAUUACUAAUUCGAAUAAAGGAUAUCCUUCUAAGGUUAUUAGAAUACAAGUUUUAUUCAUCUGAAUUGUUUGUCAAACGUUUCAUAAAGUAAUUUCAAAUCCUAAACUUUUCAAGUAAUAUUUUUACUAGCACUAAGUUGACAGUGAUAAAAAAUCACUUUAAAAUCAAUUGAAAAUAUUUCUCGCUCUUAUGAUUUAAUUUUGUUACUACUAUUAAUUUCCAUUUGAUUCGAAUUUGUAGACUUUCAUAAUGAUACCAAUACAUUGAUGGAAAUCCAAAUCUAUAUAAUGAUACCAAUAGAUUGAUGGAAACCAAAUCUAUAUAAAUUGGUCAUAAUACCUUUGUCGAUAAUUUCUUGCCUAGCAAGUCCAGUGUAAUAUAUAUAUAUAUAUAUAUAUAUAUAUAUAUAAUAUAUAUAUAUAUAUAUAUAUAUGUUUUUUCUUUAUUGAUUUAUAUUCUUGUUCUUGAAUUACUGAGUACCGUAAUGUUGUUUGAAUUACAUUGUAUAAUACUUUUAUUAGAAUUGCUUUGUCUAUUGAAGAUUUGAGAACUUGCAUUUGACUUUUUAAAUUAGCUUUUUACAUUCCCUUCGACAAAUUAACAAACUCGAAUUGAAAUGAAAACUAUGUGAUUAUGAUAUUUUAUUUCAGAGUAACAUAAAAUUUGUAGCUUCAGUAUAGGUGAUAAAUUCCACCUUUCUAUUCUAUGAUACAUCACAGUUCACUUUUCGAACCGUCCAACUAACUUAAUUUCAAUUCAAGUUUUCAGAUAGUUUUGGCCUCAUUUAUCAUUAUUUUUUAAAAAUUAAAUACCGGUAUCUGAGAUUACGUUUCUCACAAGGGAAGUUAAAAAAGAUGUUUGGAAAAUUCAAGUAGUGUGUUUCGUAAACGCUUGAAACAGUUUGUGGUAUCAUUCCUUGAUGCAAGACUGCUCUUUCAAUACUGCAGCUACUUUAUAAUUCAAAGUUGUUUAAUGUAUUAUCUAGUUUUUUUCCCAGGGAAAAUAAUUCCCCAUCUACAUUACCAUCAUCAUUAAGAAGGUUCAAAACCUACUUUAAUAUCCAUGCGAAUUUCCAAAGUUUCGUAAAUCACAUUUCAAUUAUUUCAUGAGCUUAUUCUUUGCUCUUUGCAUAAAAGUAUCUACGUAAAACAGUGCUUGCAAUAUAAAACAUCUGCAAUAUUGUUAGCGUUACUUGAUAUAAGCUAGUGUGAGGUCCGUUUGUUUAUGAAAUUGUUACACUUAUAUUCCUUUUAUAAGACUGUCAACACCUACUUUUUAUAAUAUUAUUUUACACUUUCAAGCAUUAUCUCUUCAAAUUACUCUUUCAUAAUAUGAUGGACUUCAACCUUAGUUGAAAUUUGAGAAAUUUCCUCAACGGAUUUUUUUGCAUCAAACGAUGAAAAUUUAGAGUCCAACACCUUGAAAACAAAACUCUAAGCUAAGUUUAGGAGCUCCAACUCCUAUUGCUUAUUCACUGCCAAUUCGGAAAUUCACUAAUUGAUUGUCAAUUUUUGCAGUUAUUAAUAAACAUAAUCAUCUCACCAAGAAGUCAUCAUCAUUCAUGUCAUCAACAAACGUGAAGAUAUAUAUUUUUGUAGAAGAUCAUUGUAUAUUUUUCACACUACAAAACCUUUCGAUCAUGUUUAAAUUGGCAUUACAACCACAAUAUUUCAAAACUAAUUUAUUACAUUUAUGUCCUUAUAUGGGCAUAAUAUUAAGCUUGUAUUAUGAUGUAAAUAGUAUUAAACAUAUUUACUUCAUAAUUUACAGUAAGUUGAAUACCUAAUUCAGAUAUUCUGUUCACCCAUACCUAUCCAUAUAAAAGUAUAAUUCACAUUUUUUUCUUCUAGUAAUAUCUUAGCUUUAGCAAUCAUAAUAAUAUUAUAUAAUAGAUAUAAUUAGUCAUAUUAGUACUAUUAUUGCUAAACUGGUCUUGAUUUGAUCUUAGUGAUUAUCAAUUUUCUAACAUAUAACUAGAUUCAUAGUAGAAAAAUAACUAAUUCUUUAGCUAAAAGCUAUGCAUCUUAAUUUCGGCAAUAACGUCAAGAAAGUUUUUUGUGAUAGAUCUUUAUUAUUGAGUUGUGAUUUCUUUUUAUAUUUUUGUUGGAAAAUAAUAAGUUGUUGUGCAAUCAAA
Molecule: messenger RNA, 4544 nt
Organism: Nilaparvata lugens (brown planthopper)
Lineage: Eukaryota; Metazoa; Arthropoda; Insecta; Hemiptera; Delphacidae
Product: F-box only protein 25-like
Exons: 9
Coding region: 289-1461 (390 amino acids)
Biological process (GO): protein ubiquitination
Cellular component (GO): cytoplasm; nucleus; SCF ubiquitin ligase complex
Molecular function (GO): protein binding
Source: RefSeq, a predicted model, not a curated record